AUACUUCUUAAAAAUAAUGGUUAAUUUAAUUUGCUGUUCAUAAAUUUAUUAACUAAAUUUGACCAUUGUUUUGCCUAUUCUCUCGAAGCCGACGACAGUUAUGUAUUCAGACAUUUUACUUUUGCUUCAGAUGCCAUUGCCAACAGUUGUGGUUCGUGAAUUGCGGAUUGUGUAGUAUGUGAUUUACGUAUUUUAGAAAUGUUGAAUUUCAUUUGAAACUUUUUAAAAAGUUGGUUUGUACUAUCAUUUGGUUGCAAUUUGGUUUGUUUUCCGUAUUUGGAUAAAUAUUUAAUUCAGCUUGAGUUAAUUUAUCUUCGAUCGAAUACACCAUAGACCUAACCCCUUCAGUUAUGCUGUGACAUAGUUUUCAAAAAUGUGGCUUUUCAAACAGAUUUUUAAAAACGUUUCUAUAAAUACCUUUCUAGUCUGUGAAGUGAUUGAAAAUUAAAAAUCUAAUCAAUACUAUUUUGGUACAAUAGCUUUAGUUUUUUUGUAAUAGAACUACGUGCAAAAGUUUGUGCACGUUAUGGCCGAUCUGGAUUUGUUUAUAAGUUACGAGUGCUUGACAAUUGUUUGUGUUCAACGCCGAUUCUAUGUACAAAACUGUAAAUAGAGUAUUUGAUUGUAUUUGAACAUUUAUUAGUGACUCAUAUGAAUUAACUACUCUUGAAGAAAAAGACAAUGGAUUAUAACGCGCUAUAAUAAUACUAAUAAUACAAAGUUGAUCGUGUUGCAGUGUGUUCAAUUAGGGUCUUAUCUUUAUAAAUUCAACUUUUAAUGUAAAUUUCUCUUCAAUUCAAUUUAUUCAAAUAAAUCAUACGUUGUUUUAAAAUGAGUAAUUCUAAUAACGCCACUGGAACUGAAAAAACAAGGAAGCUUCGUGACAGGAAGUUUAGAAAAUUGUAUUCAGAUGAGUGGGCUUUGGCAGACGAUGAAAUCGACGGACAUCACACUUUUGAUCUUAUUGAUAAGUUGGAGAGUGAUCGAUUUUCUCAAAACUAUGUCAAGGAAAUGCAAGGUGCUGAUUUUAACAUCCAGUACCUUCAAAGUAAUGGCUUCAAAACUCCAAUUUUGUUUAGAGAAAAAUCGGGGCUAGGUCUUCAAGUACCUUCAAAGAACUUUUCUAUAAAUGAUGUUAAAUUGUGUGUUGGAUCAAGAAGAAAACUGGAUGUUAUGGAUGUCAACACUCAAAAGAAUUUUGAAAUGUCGAUGAGGGAAUGGGAAAGAUAUUAUAACAAGAACGAUAGAGAUCGGCUUCUAAAUGUUAUUUCCCUGGAAUUCAGUCAUACCAAACUCGAACAUUAUGUGCAAGCACCAUCUGUUGUCAGACAAAUUGAUUGGGUUAAUUCUGUUUGGCCUCAGUUUUUGAAAGAAUCACAGUGCUCAUCCACCAAUGCUAUUGAUGAAAUGAAGUAUCCUAAAGUUCAAAAAUAUUGUCUGAUGUCUGUGAAGGAUUGCUACACAGAUUUCCAUAUAGACUUUGGAGGAACUUCGGUCUGGUAUCAUAUCUUGAAGGGUAGCAAAAUAUUCUGGUUAAUCCCUCCUACUGAACAGAACGUUCAAGAAUAUGAAAAGUGGGUUUUGUCUGGAAAGCAAGGAGAUAUUUUCUUUGGAGACACUGUUGAUUCAUGUGGAAGGAUUUUACUGACAGCGGGUAAUACAUUUUUCAUUCCUACUGGGUGGAUACAUGCAGUUUUCACACCCGAAGAUUCACUUGUAUUUGGAGGAAAUUUUCUGCAUUCCUAUGGUAUGGACAAACAGCUUCGUAUCGCACAAGUAGAAGAUACAACUCGAGUUCCAAAGAAAUUUCGCUACCCUUUUUUUACGGAAAUGCUAUGGUAUGUCUUAGAAAAGUAUGUUCACAGGUUCUAUGGAGUAAGUCAUCUCGAUGAAACAGAUGAAUCAAACAAUGAUGUUCUGGAUAAAUAUGUUCAUCUCACACCUUGGGAGUACAGAGGAUUAAAAGCAAUAAUAUUCUUUCUCCAUGAUCUCCCUCUCAAUAAGAAAAACAUUCCUGACUUGAUCACUGACCCAAGAGCAUUGGUGAAAAAUGUGAGAAAAUUGCUUGAAGAACACAGAAAUGAUGACCCGGUUUGCGCUGUAACUGGUGAGCCAGUUUUGAAAGCUCCUGCUGAGAAGCCAAGAACGUCAUUACCCUAUGUGAGUCCUGAAAAGAAGGUUGUUCGAAAUCAAACUAAGGUAAAAAAGAGGAAAUACAAAAAAACUGGCAUGUAUCAAUUGAAGAAAAAAGGAAAGGCCCAACGAAGAAGAACAAGAUGCAGGAAUUGUGAAGCUUGCCAGCAUUUUGACUGUGGAGAGUGUAUCUACUGUUUGGACAUGCCUAAAUUUGGUGGACCUGGUAAGGCUAAACAGACUUGUGUAAAGAGGAAUUGUCUUCAGCCCGUACUGCCUACUUGUGCUGUUUGUAAGUUCUGUGACUUGGAUGGUUGGGGAGAAGUCAUAAAAUUUCCAGUGGUAAGGAAAAGCCAUGAAGGUAGCACACUGAUGGAGUGCUGUGUCUGCUAUGAUAUCGCCCAUCGGGAGUGCAUGGAAGAACAAUGUCCAGGAACCAAAGGCAUUAAUAACGACGAUCUGCCCAACAGCUGGGAAUGCCCCAUGUGCUGUCAAAACGGUAAGAAUCUCGAAUACAAGCCACGUCACUUCAAGGCAAGAAGAAUCAGGUCUGUGGACGCGAGACUAUCAUCAUCCAGCAAUGGAGCUUACAACACUAUGAAGCCGGAGAAUGCCGAGAUAAAAGGAGAGAACGACUACUACAGCGAUGGAGAAACGUGCUACAGUCCGCAUUCCACCAAGCAGUCGGAAGAUGACGUCGACGAUGAUGAUGAUGAUGACGAUGAUGACUCAGAAGAGCAGUGUGACUCGAGUCCGGUGCGCCACAGUGGUGCUGGUGACUCGUUCAAGCGAGCCAGCUCCGAAGGUUAUGCUGACUUGUAUGGAAAACGUGGCAGACGACAGUCACAGUCAGGCUGCGGCAACGAGCAGCCCAACAAUGUUUGUAUUGAUAUGGUUUAACUUGAAUAGAGUCAUGCAACUCUUCUUGCAUGCUUCAAUCCGCUUUGGUGGUAUGAAUCUUCAAGUAUGACACUUUGAACUUGACAAAUCUUGAAUCAAUUAAACUCCAAUUAAAGUGAUUGUAUAAUAUUAUUUGCCUUCUUUGAAGUGCCGGUUUUUACUAGACUGAACUAAACAUUUUUCGGUUGUCUUUAAUUAAGGAUCAUUUUAAUUUUAUUCCAAUCAAUAAGUCAAUAUUUAUUACAGACUCAAAUUAAAAAUAUCAAAAGUUGUUAGUUGAAACAAUUAUUUUCUUUGCUAAAUGUAACUCAUUUGUCAUUGUAGCCCUUUUCAAUGCUGUUCGAACAUUCUGAGCUCCCUAUAAGUACAUUGCAAAAUUUUUGAAAAGUCGAUAUUCAUCACAUCAUUUAUUUAAUGAUGAUGUGUAAACGAUAAUACAAAAUAAAAUAGUCCUUCACUAUUCUAAUCAAUGAAUGAAAUACUUUCUGAAUUUGUUUAAACUCUUGUGAACACAACAAAGCUUGGUAAAAUAUGAGUUUUUUCUAUUCAUUCCUAAUUAGUUAAUCAUUAUUAUUGCAUUUUCUUAUUCAUUGAAUAUUGUUCUGAUAAUUAUUUUAUGCAUGUAGCAUGUUUGUAACAGUUAACUCUAUUUUGACGGAAUUGGAUAAAAAGGUGGUCGAAAUUCUUCACUUUAUAGAUUCAACAGUAGUUUUUUAGUAUGCUAGCCUAUUCUAUUUAAACAAAAUAUUAUUAAAAAUAUAGAUUUCAAAAAUACUCUUUCAAUUAAACUUUAGUUCCCGGAGCUCUAUUCAAAUCCAGUUAUUCAGGGUGUACAUAGAAGAAAAAUAAAUUUACCUUGAGUUUUCAUUAAUUUUAACUAAAAAACAUUCUUUCCGUCAUUGAAUUAUUUCUCUUGUUACCAAAACAAAAAACAUCCAAGUUACCAAAAAUAUAUUUCAGUUACCGAUUAAACUAAAGCACACACUUAUUUAAACAGAUCUAAAAAUUUUCCGAUAACUAUAAAAUUCUAAAAUAUUUCAAAUUAAUACUGGCCCAUCAAUAUCAGUGACAAUUGACAAUGGUUAUCUAUUUAUCUAUAAUAUUAUAAAAGAAGGUUUUGACUUGUACCUGUACGGGAUAGGUAAAAUUACUCUGUAAUUUUGACAAAAUAAUUAUAUUUUAUACUGUUUUAUGGACAUAAGGAGAUUGCAUUUUACAACACAACAUUUCCCCUAGUGCGAAGCACGGGUUUCAUCUAAAGCUAGUUUCAUCUAAAGCUCGGCUUCUUCGCAGGAUAGGAUAUCACUUGGAGAAACCUAAUUAAUUUUGAAAAAGUUGCUUUUCUCCAAUAAAACCUUGCAGAAGCUUAUUCAGUUUGAAAAUCCGAAAGAUAAUCUCUCAGUCAAUUAAUAUAACUAUUGUUACUAAUUCAAGCAAAGUUGUGAGCAAAGAACUAUUCAGCAAUUUUCAUUUGUGCUUAUUCCGAACUUGACAAAAACUUGAAGAGUUAGAUUUAAUUGCAUGAAUAUCAAGGAAAGCUUCAUAACAGAGAUCAAACAAAUGAUCUCUAAAUAUUCAUAAUUGACUUAUUAACAUUCCAGUUCAAAACUUGAAUUGCAAUGUAAUGCUUUUUCAUUAUUGAGUAAAUAUUCAAAUAGCCUACAGCAUAUGUAUAUAUAAUUUUUUCAUGUAUCAUUUCUUCAUUCCAUUGAAGUCAUUAUAUAAUAAUUUAUCAUUCAGUAUUAGUAUUGAAUAUACAGUUUCAUUUUUUCAAAUAUCUGAAUUGAUUCAUUACUAGAAUCAACAUAUUUUUUUCCUGACACAUUAGGUAAUAAUUGUAAUUCAAUUCUUAUUAAUUUAUUCAAAUAAUUAGUUCAAAAAAUCACUUGCCCUCUUGACACAUUUUUUAUAAAACAUCACAAAGUAUUGUUGAGCAGAAUGGAAAAUGCUUUUAGAAGUACGUUAGAUUAGAUUUGAAGAUGAAAAAAACUGUAGAACUAACAGGUUCUAACGGUAUUUUAGAUAUGAAUCAUCACACAUAAUCAAUGAAAAAUUAUUGAUAAAAGUAGGAUGGAUACUAAGAUAAAUAGUAAGAGUCAACAUCGACUUUAUAUUGGCCUCAAAUUGUGAUUACAAAUUGAAUUAUUGUAGGUUAAAUAUUAUGGUAGGAAGAAUUAUGAUUACAAAUUAAACUAUACUGGAUUAAUUAUAAAUUAUUUUUAAUGCAAAAGUGAUAAAAAAACUGCUUAUGUAAAUGUUCUAGAAUAUUAUUAAAUAAAAUGAAUGGAAUCUGCACAAUCGUAUUCUUUACUUUGUGUAACAAGCUACUUAACGUUAACAAACAAUAUUUUUAUUAUUGUUUAUUGAACUAAUCAUCAGUCUCUAUUUCACUAGUUAUAUAACAUUCUAGGAUAGUUAUUUAAUACUAAUUUUUUACUUUAAUUAUUGUAUUGAUUUGAAUAUUAUCUUAAGAAAUGAGUGAGCUUAGAUUUAAGGGAAUUAUUAGAAAAAUUAAACAUUGUGUGUGCUCAAUUGUGAUUUGUUAGUUUCUACUAUUUCUAAUAAGUUUAUAAUCCGUAGUUCGCUAGUUUCUAUACUACAAAAAUGUAACCUUUUUAAAAUUUACUCAAAUAAUAAGUUAGAUGCAAGCUCCUGUAGAAUUCUCAAGAAAAUUACCUCGGAUAAGUUAGUUACAAUCCUGGUUCAAGAUGUUAUAUCGAUUUGGGUGUCCAUAAUGAUGAAAACUACUUGAAUUGAUAUUUAUCAUAGAAUACUUACUUUGUCAAAUCAAUUUAAUCUAAUUGAACUCAUUAAUAGAUUCGCAAAAUCUUGAUCAACUUCAUGAGUAAAUACAGUACAUGAGUUUCUUCUAUUAAGGGCCGUUUGCACAGUCAAAGCUUAAACUCGAUUUAAUUAGAUGUUGGCUUGAACUCAAAAUGAAACACAUUAUAACAAACGAGACUUGAUACGGAUUUAAUCCAGUUUAAAAUGAAAUUUAGUUUAAACUGUCACUGUGCAAACGGCCCUAAGUGUUUACAAACAGUGAUCGUGUAUACUGAUCACCGUAUUUAUCAGAAAUAAAAAAUAAUUUUCAAUCCACAAUUUGAAUUGCCAACUACUGGCUCAGUCAAAUCUUUUUUGAGUUUGAAUUAGAUUUUUAGAAAAAAGACUGAUGCAUUUUUAGAAUUUAGAACUUUAGAAAGUAUGUAAUUCAGCAUUGGUACCGUGAAUAUCGAUACUGAGUCUUCUCUCAAUUUGCUAUAUUAUGGUUUACUUGGUACCGGUAGAUAAAUUAUAUGGUGAUUGUCUUGCCUGCCUCUCUCUUCCUAAAUACAUGUAGAACAUUUUAAACCAUUGUAGAUUAUUAUCGGCCCAUUCUAUUUAUUUAUAUACAAAAAAUCGUUGAUUAAAAGAAGCAAUAAUUAAACUUUAAAUUGUCUCUCUUCAAAUUUUAAUAAACAUUCAAAAUCAAUUAUAUAAUUUUCAAGAAGUAUAUGACAUUUCUUUUCUCUUAAUUAUUGUGUAAUUUAAACUGAAAAUUACAAAUUUGAAAACAGUCUUUCCUGUUCCCUCUUGUGAAAUAUACUUUUUGUGUCCCUAGUCUUGGUGUAAAAUAAGCAUUUUGGUUUGACUCCAGGAUUGUUAUUUCAUUUUAUUACUGGCUUUUAAUUCGCCAGUCCAAGUAUUGAUAGACUACAUACCACAUUACCUCUUAAUAAGCUUAAUAAAUUGUAUCAUUAAGCAAUUCGAUGAGACUGCAGAUAUAUUUUUAAACUAUUUUGUACUACUUUUCCAAUAAAAACCAAAAAGAUAGCCUAUAGGUCUACUAGGCUAUAUCGAUAAUUAUUUAAUAAAGUGAUUAUUUUUCUCUAGAUCUUGUACAUUUUAUAUGUGUGUUGAUGAUUUAAUUGAAACCGUCUUGUAUUAGAAAAGAAAGGUGAAUUAAUUGGAAAUUCAUUAUAGCUGCAACUCACUUGCAAGUGAGAUAGAAUUUGCUUUCUUGUAUUGUCGCAUUUAGCUCAUGUAUUUGUUUCCUCUUAUUCUAGUACUAUUAAAAUGUAUGCUUAUGCAUUUUUUGAAAGAAUA
Messenger RNA from Nilaparvata lugens (brown planthopper), 7119 nucleotides. RefSeq names its product jmjC domain-containing histone demethylation protein 1-like. The record is from RefSeq and is a predicted model, not a curated record. The transcript has a single exon. Lineage: Eukaryota; Metazoa; Arthropoda; Insecta; Hemiptera; Delphacidae. The coding region runs from base 832 to 3033 and encodes 733 amino acids. Gene Ontology annotation, molecular function: histone demethylase activity; transcription coregulator activity; DNA binding. Gene Ontology annotation, biological process: protein demethylation; regulation of transcription by RNA polymerase II.